Messenger RNA from Pimephales promelas (fathead minnow), 2080 nucleotides. The record is from RefSeq and is a predicted model, not a curated record. NCBI's taxonomy places the organism in Eukaryota, Metazoa, Chordata, Actinopteri, Cypriniformes, Leuciscidae.
ACAUAAGCACAUUAUUUUGCUGGAUAUGCAUGUUUUCAGUACUGUGUUCCAGUAAUUAUAUUCACAGGUAAUGAUACUCUCACUUACAGUAACACUAAUUACACAAGUGUGUAAAAAAAAGUGUAUACUAAUGAUAAUUGGUGGGUUUUCACUACAAACCAACAACAAAAAAGGCACAAUGUUUUGACAAAAGCUACAGCAAUUUCUGUCAUUUUGGGCCAUGAAGAUCAUACACUUACUCUUGACAUUAUAUUUACAGUCAGACACCACAUUUCUGUCUCUUUCAGAGAUCUCUGCUGGUCCAGAUGAUCCAGUGAUCCGGGUUCUUCUGAUGGGCAGGAAGGGUUCUGGGAAAAGCUCAUCUGGAAACACUAUACUGGGAGAAAAGAGGUUUAAAAUAUACAAACAGAAAAAGAAACAUGAGUCUGAAGUGUGUGAGGAAGUAAAUCAGACCGGAGAGAAGCAGGUGUGUGUGAUUGAUUGCCCAGAUCUACUGGAUCCAGAUCUGUAUAAAGAGAAGCUGGAGAAGAUGAAGGAUCAGCUGGUCUCUCGAUGUUCAUCAGGUCUCAGUGCAGUUCUGCUCACCGUUCCUGUAGAGGAACCUGUAGAAAACGAGGAGGAGAUCCUGGAUUAUAUUAAAGGUUUAUUAGGUCCUGAAGUUCAGAAGUACAUCAUGAUUCUGUUCACACACGGAGAUGAGCUGGAGGAUCUGGAUCAGACCAUUGAGGAACAUCUACAAGAUCAUGAGGAUCUCCAGCGACUGGUGACUGAAUGUGGAGGAAAGUUUCACUGUUUCAAUAACAAGAGUAAACAUGGUGAUCAAGUCCCAGAACUGCUGCAGAAGAUUGAAGGAAUGAUGACGGAGAACGGUGGGAAAUUUAUCAUGGAACAGAUGAAGAAGAGCUGCAGCAAGGAGAUUGUAAUCAAUUUUUCAGGAGAAAGUUCAACAGCUGGAGGUGAGCAUCAGAUCCCUGAGAGGAAAGACCAGAUCCGACUGGUUCUGCUGGGAAAAACUGGAUGUGGGAAAAGUGCCACUGGAAACACCAUCAUCGGCAGAAAAGUGUUUGAAUCCUCCGUCAGCUCGGACUCUCAGACGAAACAGUGUCAGGCAGAAACUACAGUGAGGUUUGGUAAAGAGAUCUCAGUGAUCGACACUCCUGGACUUUUUGAUACUGAACUCCGUAAUGAGGAGGUUAUUACUGAAAUAGUGAAAUGCAUAAUGCAUGCUUCUCCUGGACCACAUGCUUUUCUUAUCGUCAUUAAAGUGGAUCGAUUCACUGACGAAGAGAAAAACACAGUAAAGAUGCUCAAAAAAGUGUUUGGAGAAGAGAUGGAAAAAUACACAUUAAUCCUCUUUACUCACAAAGAACAGUUAAAGGAGGAGAACAAAACCAUAGAGCAGUUUCUGCAGAGAGGUAAUCCAGGUCUUAAACAACUUGUAGAGAGUUGUGGAAACCGGUUCUUCUCUAUAGAUAAUAAGUCUGCCAGUUUCCCUCAGUUCAGAGAUCUGAUGAGUAAAGUAGAGAAGAUGGUGGAAGAGAAUGGAGGGACACACUUCACCAAUGACAUGUUUAAGGAGACAGAGAAACAGAUCCAGGAGAUUCAGAAGCAGAAGUUAGAUGAGAAAGUGAAGCUGUACAAACAGGAGCAUAAAGACGUUCCUGAAACAAAAUGGCAGAAAAUAUACAGGCGUUUAGUAGAGGAGUCGCGACAUGAAGCUAAGCUGGCUUUAAUUAAUCACAUCUGUGUAAGAGCUGUUAUCGUAAUAUUUGGGGUAACAGUGGCCUAUGCAGUGGCAAUGAGUGACAUACAGCAGGCUCAGAGUCUAGCAAUCAGUGGUGGAAAGGCAUUACUCCUUGCACUCAGAGCUACACGUCAACUAGUGAGAGAGAAGAUGUGUGUGAUUCAGUGAGAGGUUCAGUAAUGCUCAGAUAAAUGAGCGCUUGACAUCUAGACAUGCUUCAACUGAACUCAAUACUUUUAUUCUAACUAAUGACUUUUGUUCUUGUUGAUAAACUGAAGUGGAUAAACUGAAACCAUCUGUGAAAUAUACUGUACACAUGUACAAGAAACCUACCAG